AGCGAUUCUCCUGCCUCAGCCUCCUGAGUAGCUGGAAUUACAGGUCCACCUUCUCCAAUACCUGCCUGCUGGGAGAGGACUAUCUCUUGAGAAAGGAAGGACUUCUGUGCUCCUGAGAACCUCCUAUCAGGUCCUGGCUGCAUGGAAACAAGAUGAGCUUUUACAAUUAAGGUUGGUAGAAGUCACCACAGGCAGCAGAACUCCAUCUUGAGAUGAAAUAACAUCUACCUGGACCUCUGGCAGAAUUUCAAGGCUCACACUGGGCUGACUCUGGGGCCAUGAUGUUGCCUCAUCCUUCAGCACUGGGAGAUCAAUACUGGGAAGAGAUGUUGCUUUCAAAGAAUGGGGAAAAUGUAGAGACCAUGAAGAAAUUGAUCCAAAAUCAUAAAGCGAAAGGCUUGCCUUCUAAUGAUACUGACUGGCCCCAGGAAAAGGAGGGAAAGGCCCAAAUAGUGGUACCAGUUACAUUCAGGGAUGUGGCUGUGAUCUUCACAGAAGCAGAAUGGAAGAGACUGAGUCCAGAGCAGAGGAAUCUAUACAAAGAAGUGAUGCUGGAGAAUUAUAGGAAUCUUCUCUCAUUGGCAGAACCAAAGCCAGAAAUCUACCCUUGUUCCUCCUGCCUUCUGGCCUUCUCCUGUCAGCAAUUCCUCAGCCAGCAUGUACUUCAGAUCUUCCUGGGCUUAUGUGCAGAAAAUCACUUCCAUCCAGGGAAUUCUAGCCCAAGGCAUUGGAAACAGCAGAGGCAGCAGUAUUCCCAUCUAAGCUGUUGGUAUGAAAAUGCAGAAGGUCAGGAGAGAGGAGGUGGCUCCAAACCCUGGUCUCCAAGGACAGAGGAGAGAGAAACCUCAAGGGCAUUCCCCAGCCCACUCCAAAGACAGUCAGCAAGUCCUAGAAAAGGCAACAUGGUGGUAGAAGUAGAGCCUAGCUCAGCCCAAAGACCAAACCCUGUGCAGCCAGACAAAGGCUUGAAGGAAUCAGAAACCUUGAGAUUUGGAGCAAUCAACUGUAGAGAGUGUGAACCGGACCGUAGCCUGGAAUCAAACUUUAUUACAAACCCGAGAACCCUCUUAGGGAAGAAGCCCUACAUUUGCAGUGAUUGUGGGCGAAGCUUUAAAGAUAGAUCAGCCCUCAUCAGACACCAUCGUACACACUCGAUGGAGAAGCCUUAUGUGUGCAGUGAGUGCGGGCGAGGUUUUAGCCAGAAGUCCAACCUCAGCAGACACCAGAGAACACAUUCAGAAGAGAAGCCUUACUUGUGCAGGGAAUGUGGGCAAAGCUUUAGAAAUAAUUCCAUCCUCAAGAGACAUCAGUGGACUCACUCAGAAGAGAAGCCCUAUGUUUGCAGCGACUGUGGGCGAGGCUUUAGUGAGAAGUCAUCCUUCAUCAGACACCAGAGGACACACUCCGGUGAGAAACCCUAUGUGUGCCUGGAGUGUGGACGAGGCUUUUGUGACAAGUCAACCCUCAGAAAACACCAGAGGAUACACUCAGGGGAGAAGCCUUUUGUUUGCAGGGAGUGUGGACGAGGCUUUAGCCAGAACUCAGAUCUCAUCAAACACCAGAGGACACACUUGGAUGAGAAGCCUUAUGUUUGCAGGGAGUGUGGGAGAGGCUUUUGCGACAAGUCAACCCUCAUCAUACAUGAGCGGACGCACUCUGGAGAGAAGCCUUAUGUGUGUGGUGUCUUUGCUGAAUACUUCUCUACUCCACUGAAGUUUUGCAGUCCUUAAUGAUCUGCUCAGUCCUCCAGUUCUAGGGACCCUUUAACCACAUCCCCCCGGCAGCCUUCUAGAUUGCAGGGGCAGGUCCUUUAACCAUGCCCACACUGUUCUCGAGUCAUGAGUCAUUGCUUUGGGCCUCUUAGCUACUCCCCAUGUCAGAUCAACAAUAAUAGAUGUAAAGACUCCUAAACAUAGCUCCGAUACCAUGUCCCCUUGGCCCUCUAAUUCUAGGGCCCAGUCCUGCUAAUGAUACCCACACAUCAUCCCUCUAAUAACUGGUCUGAGACAACCUAGUCAUACUCCGUCCAUUGUUUUUCAGGCCAAGGAUCUUUUACCCACACCCUUUUUUAAUCUUCCUCCCUCAGAGCCCAAAUUGCCCAGACUUUUGAAUAAACUUCGCAUGCUCUGGCUCUGAUUCUCUGUCUUGGGUCAAUAACUAUUCACUGGAGAGGGUCUUCCUAGGCUCUAGCAAAUUUGUUUGCCCAACUGGAGUUUGCAAGAUCCAUAAAAUGCAUAUCAGGCUUGGAAAAUCAGAAGCAGCACGAAGUGUUUUGGACACCUCAUUCAAGGAGAGGAUAAAAAAAGAAAGAAUUACUGGCUCCAAGGCCUCUCCCCACUUGCCUGCCCCAGGCAUGAGGUUAGUGGUCUUAAUCUGUUUUCUGCUAUUAUAACAGAAUGUCACAGACUGAGUGAUUUAUAAUGUACACAAAUUUAUUUGGUUCGUGGUUCUAGAGGCUGGGAAGUCCAAGAGCAUGGUGCCAGCAUCCAGUGGGGGCCUUUAUGCUGCAUCAUCCCAUGGUGAAGACAGUAGAGCAAGCGAGUAUGUGAGACAGAGAGAAAAAGGGGGCUGGAAUUACCCUUUUUAUCAGGAACCUACUCCAAGAUAACUAAUCCACUCUUGUGAUAUUGGUAUUAAUCUAUUUGUGAGGGCUGAGCCCUCAUAACCUAAACACCUCUUAAAGGUCCCAUCCACAAAUCUCAUCAUAAUGGCAAUUGAAUUUCAACAUGAAUUUUGGAGGAGACAUUCACACCAGAGCAUCAAUUUUCCAAUGGCUCCUUAGAGUCAGGUCUGAUGGGGGAAAAGGAUGUGCAUGUCUGGGAGUGUGGGCCCCCACCCUUUGCCAGAACUACCCCUAUAACACCAACUUCUGAUCAGAAUUGGAGGCCACUGAGGGAAAAGUAUAUGCAGGUAUAUAGUCUCUAGGAUUUUGAAGAAUGAAGGGUAGGCCCUCCCAAUUCCAGACAAUCCCAACAUUCCUCCUACCGCUGGGAAAGAAAAAACAAACAAGAAAACCAGCUCUUACCUUUGAAAAAAGGAGUGGAAAGAAAAAAAAUGAUGCAGAAUUAUUAUUGAUUUUUACUGAAAUCCCCCAUAACCUGUAGCGACCUCAGACAUGGCCCAGGGAAAGGACUGCCCCCCCAGCCCAGCAAAGGGAGAGGGGCAAAGAUGUCAUCUUUCCAGCCCUGGAAGCGGCUUCCCCAGGGUAUGCUCACUCCCCUCCUUUGUUUCUAGGAAGGGUCACUAUCAGGACCUUUCUACUCCAUCCCAGCAGGAAACGGAAUUGAAAUGUACUAGAGUUUCUCUCAGAUGAAAGAGAGGUGCAGAUUCUCCACUCUAGGACUAUGGCUUUGGUGCCUAAGAAGGAAGAGUUCAGUCUUUAUGUAUCAGCUUAUUUCCAACAUGAGAUGGGUGUUCAAAUGCCUGCAGCAUCCAAACAAGUCCUACUAAUGAGGGGACCAAGCCCAGAUUGGGUGGGGUGGGGGGUACUUUAGAGAACUGGGGGACUCAAACUAAAGUCAAAUUGCUACCUGCAUCCUUCCUGGCCUCACCAUUUAAGCCUCACUCCAAGAAGUCUUGAGGUGCACCUCUUUUUGGCCUUUUAAUUUAGCUAUCCAAAUGUCCUACCCAUUUCUUCAAACCAUGAUCUUGAGUUCAGAACCCACCAUCAUUCUUCCUCACUUUUAGUUUUAGAAUUUUUUUUUU
Messenger RNA from Cercocebus atys (sooty mangabey), 3705 nucleotides. It is a transcript of the gene ZNF343, whose product is annotated as zinc finger protein 343. The transcript has 7 exons. Bases 279 to 1730 code for a protein of 483 amino acids. Gene Ontology annotation, cellular component: nucleus. Gene Ontology annotation, molecular function: RNA polymerase II cis-regulatory region sequence-specific DNA binding; DNA-binding transcription repressor activity, RNA polymerase II-specific; zinc ion binding. Gene Ontology annotation, biological process: negative regulation of transcription by RNA polymerase II. Lineage: Eukaryota; Metazoa; Chordata; Mammalia; Primates; Cercopithecidae. The record is from RefSeq and is a predicted model, not a curated record.